Molecule: messenger RNA, 976 nt
Organism: Acanthoscelides obtectus
Lineage: Eukaryota; Metazoa; Arthropoda; Insecta; Coleoptera; Chrysomelidae
Source: the annotation of a GenBank genome assembly
AGAAAAUUAAUCGAAUAUUUCAUUGACAGUAAAAAUUCUUAGAGAUACAAAUUUUGUUUUUCGAAAUAUCUGUAUGCCAUGUAAUUGUUGUUGUUUUUUAAAAGAAUGUAAUUGUAGUCAACAUGCUAAGUAAAUCUUUAAGCAACAAAGAUGAAAUAACCGGUUAAAGCCGGUUAAUUAGAUAAACCGGCUAUUCAAUUAACCAGUUAUUUCUGCCCAUCCCUACUAGAAAAGAACGAUUUUCAAAAUAUAAUUAUUUUAUUGUUGAAAAAAUGGAAAAUUAUUAUCUCUAGUAUACCCUGUGGUAUCCCCACUUGCUACACUUUCAUCUAUUUUUACCAAAUAAUUCAUCCUCUUCCCAGGUUUUUGAUUCACCAAUUUUCUGGUUUCUAGGUUAGAAUCUGAGUUUGAAUUGGUAGUUGUGUUUUGUGUAUGUGUUGGAAUUAUUGGGGUCGGGAAGAAAACCGCUCAUCUUCAAAAUUUCCCAAAAAAAUAGUGCAUACCAAAUAUUUUGUGAAACAAGUGACAGUGAAACUGUAGUUAAAUUGUUUUAAGUGCUGUUUUAAUGGAAGAAUGAAAGUGCGAAUCAAAAAUUGGACUGGAGUGGCCUCCUGGCGUUGGAUAGCAAACGACGACAACUGCGGCAUCUGUCGCAUGGCCUUUGACGGUUGCUGUCCCGAUUGCAAACUGCCCGGAGACGACUGCCCUCUAGUUUGGGGCCAGUGCUCGCACUGUUUUCACAUGCAUUGCAUCGUCAAGUGGUUGCAGUCGCAAACGGUCAAUCAGCAGUGUCCCAUGUGUAGACAGGAGUGGAAGUUCAACAAUAAGUAACCGGGUGAGCAAGCGAAGACAGUUUUGUUUUUAGCAAAGUUUUGGGCUAUGUCAGAUUCUCUAUUGGACAUUUUUAUAUGCAUCUUUUUGAUCCGAAAAAGAAAUUUAUCCCUAAAAAGGGACUUUUUUUUAGCCUUAUCUAAAC